AUGGUCGAUGUUCUCGACUAUCCUGCGACAUGGGCGUCACUUCCCGCCGCAUAUUCACGAUACAAGGACUCACAGAGAGAUUGGGAUGUGGGACCCGGCGGCGUAAAGAUACACAAGGGCGGUAUGAGUAUCGACGAAAUGCUGAGGCGUCAGGCCGGGAACAUUCCGCCGCAACUCGACCGCGUCUCAGACCAUUCGGAGCAUUCAGUGUCGUCGUUACAUCUGCUGGGCCGCCCUCCGUUUAGCGGGCCAUCACACGGGAAGCGUUCUGGUCACGCAAGGCCUGAACAUGAUUACGAGGGCUUUGGGGGUAGUGGCCACAAGUACGGUGAUGAUGAUGGGCACUUUGAGCACCACCUUCGAGCAUUGUUCGCGCGUGCGCUCCUGGAUGCGCUCGACUGA
This is a messenger RNA of Fibroporia radiculosa, 402 nucleotides long. RefSeq lists its product as uncharacterized. NCBI's taxonomy places the organism in Eukaryota, Fungi, Basidiomycota, Agaricomycetes, Polyporales, Fibroporiaceae. Bases 1 to 402 code for a protein of 133 amino acids. The record is from RefSeq and is a predicted model, not a curated record. The transcript is spliced from 2 exons.